This is a messenger RNA of Syngnathus typhle (broad-nosed pipefish), 2002 nucleotides long. RefSeq lists its product as uncharacterized. The record is from RefSeq and is a predicted model, not a curated record. NCBI's taxonomy places the organism in Eukaryota, Metazoa, Chordata, Actinopteri, Syngnathiformes, Syngnathidae. The transcript has 6 exons. The coding region runs from base 258 to 1334 and encodes 358 amino acids. Gene Ontology annotation, cellular component: plasma membrane.
AGCUGAGGGGUUGGAAGGCUCCGCUCACCGCACAACUUGGGAGGGCUUCCAAAAGUUGUGCGCUUUUACGCAUGAGUGGACUGGUCCGGUGUUGCACGACCUUCUCCUCCCGUUCUGGUUCCGCUCUGCAGUGUCAGCCAGCAUCAUGAAGGAGAUUUUUUUCAAAGAGGACUUGAAGCAAAAAAAGGAUCCUAGAUGGGGUCAACACAAGUGACCCUGUGAACUUUUCCACCGGUCCGCUCACAUCAUUUGUCUCCAUGGUUCCCAACGUUGGACGCCACCGCGUCUGCUUGCUGCUGAGCGCUUUGCUAUGCGCGCUGGCGCCGAGCCGAGGCUCGGAACUAAGUACGGAGGACUUGCGGAACGCCACCGACGAUGUGACCCCGCCGCCGGAGGAGUGGACCGGCACUACGGUCCAGAUGCAGCCGGACCUGCAGACGGAGGUGCAGACCGAGUUGGAGACGCAAACUCCAACUCGUAACUACUCAGGCCUGUCAUGUAUCCCCGUCCUGCCUCCACGUCGGGGAUCCUUCUACGUGGAGAGCGGCACCGGGGUGUCGGUAGGCAGCGCGUUGGCCUUCUGGUGCCGCGGCGGCUACCAGCUAGUGGGUAGCGAAAAAAUCUACUGCAACGUCCGCAACGGGAAAGCGCAGUGGAGCAACUACUUGCCAGUGUGUGAGGCUAUCCCCAGGCCAGAGGACCGAGGGUUGAGAGUGGCGGUGUUAGCGUCGGUAGUGAGCGGCGUUGUCAUCUUGGCAAUGUCGCUGUCUUUUCUUGUCUGCUGUCUACAAGAACGAUCCAGUAAGAAGAAAGCCAAAAAAGAAGUUCGGGCCAGACGGAGGGGGAAGCGUUCAACUCGCCGCAACGAGCGAUGGCUGGAGAGAGAAGAAGGCGAAUGGGAAGCCUUCCCUCCUCCAAAGAUCUUCCAUCUUUCGCAGAGGAUGAACCCUCGCCUGGCACCGGACAGCCCACUCUACCUGACCGGAGGCCUCGGCGGAUACGAGAACAGAGGAUAUCAAAGGAGUCAGGAGAGUCUGCUGAAAGCCGCCCCGCCUGGAGUCUACCGCUCCGACUCCCAGCUCUACCCGCACGUGGUCCUCCAGAGGGUCCUGCCGCCAACCGCUCCUUCGGCACCGUCCGCCCCGCUCUACCUCCACCUCCCCACCACCACAUCUUCCUCCACGCCGUCCCAAACGACCGCUCAAGCUCACCUCAUGGGCCAGUACCCCACCUCGACAUAUCCGCCCAACUCGUCGGCGCCGCCGUUCCAUCAGCCCGUCCCGGCGCCCAUCUAUCCCAAUCCCAACCCGAGGCCGCAGCAGCCGUGGCAAUGAGGUCAUUCCACCCCGAACAAUAUCGAGGGAGGGAAGCGCUACACGGCUAACGGCUAAUACGAACUUCGCAACUUUCCCUUUUAGUGCAUGCAAGCGGGACUUCUCCUCCACUUGGUGUCCAACAGGAAGGAUUUUGUUUGCCGAGCUCAGCCGGUUGGGGGGAACAAGGGGUGUCAAAAUUUGCGAUCUAUAUUUUAGUUAAUGGAUGCUCAGAAUCCCAAAAAUACCGUAAUAGCAAUAAAAACAUGACAUGCUAAAAUAUUUCUGGCAAAUAUUUCUGUUUGGAUUGUUAAUGUCUCUUAUCUAAUACGAUUCAAGUGGGAACCCUAAUAAUCGUAUUAACUGUACAUAUUUGUUCCUCCAUUUUGUUAUUAACUCUCAAUUUAUCAUCAAAACGGCAGACGACAAAUUAUGUGAAUAUGUACAAAGUGUAAAAAAUGCACGAAUUUGCUUCGAGAGACUGUAAAGGUGCUACACUGGAAAAAAUGCACUGAAUCAAGAGCAAGACAGGAAAUUUCUUAUUACUACUUUCCUUUUGUUUACAUUAUGAUUUCCUUGUAUUAUAAACUGUAGUCACUUUAACUGUGGGGCUUUUUAUUUUUUUUAAUAUUAGCACUAAAGUAGCCAAACUAUUAAAUUUGCACUUUUUUGAGCGUGUCUGUUUUCAA